UCACUUCCGUUAGAAAGAAUUACACACCGGAGGAUUGCAGGUGGUGUCCAAAAGAAAAACACCAAAGUUCACAUUUUUACUGGACCGCAGUAUCACGGGAUUGAAGUGCCGUACCAUGUUAAAAUUGUAUUUGGUUUUAAAUGUGGUGUGCAUUUACCUAGCUAUUAAAAGUGUUCUUGGUUCUUCAGAGGUUCCGGAUGCUAACGAGCAAAAGAUGUCGACUUUUUUAGCGACGAACAGUGGUGAUGACGACGAAGUCGGUAAACGUGGCUCGGCAAUGUGGUUUGGACCUCGGCUAGGAAAGCGUACGAUUCCAUUCGAACUACACGACGACUUGCUGGAUGAAUUGGACUACAAUCCACCGUUCUAUUCCGGAGAAUCACCCACCCGAUUGGCAACGCAAAUCAGCCAAGGAGCUCCGUACGUUGUGUUUUUGGUAACCGGACAUCCUUUGAAGCCACAGCAGGUGUACUAUCCGGUCACAGUACCUCGACUGAACCGACGUGAUACCGGAGUGAACGAAAAUCACUCGAGACCGCCAUUCGCUCCCCGGCUAGGACGGAAUCUUCCAAUUUCUCCACGGCUGGGACGUUCUUUUAGCGGUGGUCCCGGGGAUAGUUUCGUUUAUUAGUUCGAUGGAAAGUCCUCCAAAACGUUGCAGCAAAUCAUUUCUAUUGGAGUUUUAAAACGGCUGGAACCCGAAUAGAGAAGAUGGGCUGGGAUGUUGUCCGUGUGAUCGGGAAAUAGAUUUUUGUGACUCAAGCAUGUAAAAUUUGUGCAAUAACGAAUACAGGUGUUAACAACAAA
This is a messenger RNA of Malaya genurostris, 807 nucleotides long. Its product is annotated as PBAN-type neuropeptides-like. The record is from RefSeq and is a predicted model, not a curated record. The transcript is spliced from 3 exons. Bases 116 to 631 code for a protein of 171 amino acids. Lineage: Eukaryota; Metazoa; Arthropoda; Insecta; Diptera; Culicidae.